This is a messenger RNA of Staurois parvus, 1716 nucleotides long. NCBI's taxonomy places the organism in Eukaryota, Metazoa, Chordata, Amphibia, Anura, Ranidae. The record is from the annotation of a GenBank genome assembly.
AUGAGUGAGUUGGUUGUAGGUGACACUUCUGUGAAAAUACAAUUAGGUGACAUUACUGAUGCAAGUACUGAUGCCAUUGUCAACCUAACUAAUGCAACACUGGACCAAGACUUUGGUGUAUCCAAAUAUAUUCUCACCUCAGCAGGACCUACAGUAAAGACAGAAUGUGCAGAUUUAUGUAAACGUCCCAAUGAUGGAUGUGUGGUGACUGGUGCUGGAAAUCUCAAAAGUAAAAUAAUAAUUCACUUGAUAGAUGUACAGGCAGCAAACAUUGCACCAUUAGUGAAAAAAUCUUUGAAAAGCUGUGAAAAACGUCACCUCUCUUCUAUUUCUCUUCCAGCUAUUGGAACAGGUUCAGCAAAACUAGAUCCCCAGAUCUCCAUCAAAGCCAUAAUGAAAGGGAUUGAAGAGUAUCUCUACGAUCCUGUCAAACUUUCUGCCUGCACCAGCAUUUCUAAAGUCUUCAUUGUUGUCUUUGACUCAGCUGUUUAUCGGGAAUAUCUUAAGUUUUUUCAGAAUUACAAGACCAACUACUUUCACUUCACUGCAUUUGGGAAAACAAUAGAACUAAUUAAAGGUGACAUCACUACUCAAGCUGUGGACUGCAUUGUGAACCUAGCAAACCAGACCCUGGAUCAGAAAUCUGGUGUUUCUGGAGCAAUACUGUCUGCUGCUGGGAGGGCAGUUGAAGAAGAAUGCAAACGAAUCGGCGUACUUUCAAAGGAUGGAUCUGUCAAAACUAGUGGUGGAAACACUAAAGCUACAAAUAUCUUGCAUAUUAUUGGACCUACCACUGUAGCUGAAUUUGAACAAUCCAUGGAGAGAAUCCUUCAAGCUUGUCAUUUGAAUGGCUACAGAAGUGUUGCAAUUCCAGCCAUGGGAACAGGCAAAACUCAUAUUGAUCCAAAAGAAACAAUUAAUGCCAUCUUGAACAGUACAUUACAAUACUUACCAGAAAAUAUUACUCCCCUCUCUGGAGACCAUCUCUAUAGUUGUUGUUCUAGAGAACAUUUACAGGACCUAUCUGAAGGUUUUUCAGAAGAAAAGCUGUCAAUUGCAGGAGCAACAACGAAAAGGAAAUUCUAAAAGAGAAAUUCAAGCACAAGUGAUAAUUACCUAUCCACCAACCUGGAUAAACCCUGGAAUAGAACCUUUUCAAGAGAUCUCUCUGGACCAAACAUCUAAAGAAUACAAAAACGUAAAAAAACAAAUUUUUUGAAAACCUCAGGACAUUCAUAUAAUGAUGUGAAGAUAACCCGGAUUCAGAACAAGAAACUGUGGCACAGUUUCUCACUAAACAAGAAGACAGUGGAACAAAACAAUCCUGGACUGGAAAAUAUACGACACCUGUACCAUGGUACAACUGUAGAUAAGAUCUGCAAUAUCAAUCAUGGAGGUUUCAACCGGAUUUAUUGUGGAAAAAAUGGUUCUGCUUGUGGCUAUGGGACUUAUUUUGCUGUUAAAUCAGAUUAUUCCUGUGAUGACAAAUAUUCAGCUCCAGACCAGAAAGGCUACAAGAGUGUUUACCAGGCUGCAGUAAUCACUGGAAGAUAUUGUAAAGGAGACUCUUCCCUCCGGGAGCCACCAUAUAUCAAUGCACAGACCAAAAAUCAACGUUAUGAUUCUGUUGUGGACGACAUGCAAAAUAUAACAUAUUUUGUUGUGUUUCAUGAUGACCAUGCAUAUCCAGAAUACCUGAUUACUUUUAAACCCUAA